This is a messenger RNA of Clonostachys rhizophaga, 705 nucleotides long. The record is from the annotation of a GenBank genome assembly. NCBI's taxonomy places the organism in Eukaryota, Fungi, Ascomycota, Sordariomycetes, Hypocreales, Bionectriaceae.
AUGGCUUCAGAUAGCAAAAUCAUCCUCUACACCAACCACAGGUGCCCUUGGGCUCAUCGUGCUCAUAUCGUCCUCUCUGAGCUCAACAUCCCCUUUGAGGAAGUUAUCAUCGACUUAGACCGCCCUCGAGACCCCUGGUACCUUGAAAUAAACCCUCGAGGGCUAGUUCCAUCAAUCAACUAUAAUGGGACUAUCCUCACAGAGUCGGGGAUCAUCUCCCAAUUCCUAGCCGAUGAGAACCCUUCAGAUUUGCUCCCAGCUUCGAAUGCGCCCGGCGGCGCUCUGAAGCGGGCGCAAAUCGGCUUUUUCGUUGACACGCUGUUCUCCAAAACCCAGGGACAUCUCUUCAAAUUAGGCUCUGUGAAUUCUGAAGCUGAAUUUGAGAAAUUGGCGGGCGAGUAUGUCGCUGCAACAGCCAAAGAGGUCGAGCCGCUCCUCAAAGAUGCAGCACCCUUCUUUGGUGGCAGCAAGAAGCUCACCUUUGCAGAGGUGCUCUCUGGCUCAUUUAUCAUCCGUCUUUUGACGCUGAGUUCAGCUGGCGUCUAUCCAGCCAGCAUCGUUUCAGGCCUGAAGGAGAAAGCCCCCAACUUUUAUAAAUGGGCCGAGGCGAUCUCUGCACACCCAAGUGUGACAAAUAUUUUUGACAAGGAUGCCAUCAUUGAAGGCACCAAAGCCAGGCUUCAGAAACAGCGAAGCCAGAUCUAG